Molecule: messenger RNA, 1026 nt
Organism: Cotesia congregata
Lineage: Eukaryota; Metazoa; Arthropoda; Insecta; Hymenoptera; Braconidae
Source: the annotation of a GenBank genome assembly
AUGGAUAUCUCGUGCUCAAUGUGUUUCUAUCAAUGUAAUUCACCAAACGUUUUGAUGCAACACAUUAUACGUCACCAUCAGCAUGAUCCAAAGUUUAAAGUUCAAUGUAAACAAACGGGAUGUGGACGAAGUUUUACAAAAUGGAAAUCUUUUCGCCAACAUCUAUUUAGGAAACACCCAACAGUGCAAACUCCUUGCAAUAACGAAGUUGAAGUACAUGAAAAUAUUAAUUUAUUUAAUGGACAAGAUAUACUCUUGAAUAAUAUCAUCCAUGCUCCUAUAGAUAAUCAGACCCAAUUCGCUGUUAACAUACGAAAAAACUGUAAAGUUUCUCAGAAAGCUAUGGAAACCAUGAUGGAAGGUGUAACAAAUUUAGUGGAUGAUUAUUUAUCAAUUUUAAUGGGAGAAAUAAACAAGAGUGUUAAUGGUGAAGAUGAAACCGUAAAGUUGACGGACAUAAGGAAUAUAUGUACUGAAACUUAUCCCCCAUCAACAAUAUUUUCUUCAAUACAAUCUAAAAAUAAUUUCGAUAAUGUUUAUCGUACAGUACUGGAUGGAUGUUCCUAUAAAAACCAUGAAUUUUUUAAAAACCAUGAAGAUGCUUUAGCCAUUAUAUUUUACUAUGAUGACCUUGUUGUUGGUAAUCUGUUAGGUGUUGCAGCAAAGAAACAUAAACUAUCGAUGUUUUAUUGGACUUUGGCAAAUAUAAAACCAGAAGUUCGAUCAUCGUUAAAUAUCAUUCAACUUUAUGCUAUUGUACGAACGGAACACUUGAAGCAACCAAAUGGAAUAACUUAUCGACCAUGCCGAACUUGUAUGACAACUAAGGAUGAAUGGCGCCAAAAUUUUUCAACUAAAAAUUUCAUUUUACGAAAUAAAACUGAUCACCAAGAGCAUGUUGACGUAGUGUCAGAUGCAUCUAUAACUAAUGCAGCACAGGAAUUUUGGAAAACACAAUAUGGUAUAAAUAAACAAAGUCCUCUAGCGGGUAUCCUUUUUUUUGAUGCAACGAAGUGUUUUCCCUAA